GCCAGCACACGGAGCAAGAAUGUUGAAUGAUGAGGAAUGAUAAUUUAAUGUACAGAUGAGUGCGAAGAUCAGUAGCUUCCUUUCCCCCCGAAUCUGCAGACACGAACACCAAUGAUUGUGAAAAUAAUAGUCAACUUCUACCGGCAACUAAUUUUUGUGUGACUCUUGUUGCAAACUCUUCACUAGUUUCUGGUUCUACGACGUUCAGGAUUCCUGCCCCACAUUUUUAUAGUAGGAGUUGGCUUUUGACGAAACUUCGAUAAACAGAAACAUCAUGCCUACCUACAAAUCAACCGCAAUAUUCUACCUGGCUCUCCUCGUGGUGUUUAUGACGAGCUUUCCCUACCGGGCAUCGGCGCUUCCUCUCCCCCGGGCCCAUCCCUUCAAGUGCCCCAUGAGAUGCCGAUGCUUCGUGGUAUCUCAGAGCCAGUCUUCUGCGUCCAGGCUCCUUCAAGAGAACAUGGCGAUGUAUAGCUGGCGAGAUGGUGACAUGGCCGUGGGUUGCUGGGGGAGAAGAGAUAUCCCAACUGAAAUUCUGCCAAAUGCCGACUUUCUUUUCCUACUCGGUGAAAGCCCACCAAAUGGUGAUGACGAUUUUGACGUCACAGACCCGUCAGGGGAGUCGGACACGAGCCAUGAUGACGUAGACAUGAGGAUCAAAAACAUUCCCGACAGAGCAUUCAAAAAUGCGUCCGGGUUAAGACAAUUGGAUAUUCGCGGCAACAAGAUCACCGGGCUCCAGCCCGGAAGCUUCGUGGGAUUGCAAUUUCUUGAGAUUCUGUCACUGAAGGACAACCGUUUGAGGGCGCUAGAUAGUGACGCAUGGUGGGAACUUCAAAGCAUCAGAAGUCUCAUCCUGUCUGGAAACAAUCUCCGGAGCCUUCCGGAGCAAGGAUUCAGGAACAGUUCCGGAUUACUCGAGCUGGACCUCGGUGGUAACCUGCUCGAGGAUCUCUCACCAAGGUCUUUGAGUUGGCUCCCUCAGCUGCGAUUCCUGAAUCUUUCACAUAACCGCCUGGUUCAGGUUCCGGGAGGCCUGUUUUCGGAUCUUGUUGAGCUCCAGGAACUUUAUCUGGAUGGCAACAGACUUGAAGACCUACCAGUUGGACUCUUUGAUCAGAAUUCCUUACUGGAAGUUGUGUCUCUUCGGAAUAAUAGACUCCAUCGCAUUCCGGAGCUCCUUUUCUACCAUCAGGUCAACCUGAGGGAACUGGAUCUAUACGGUAACCACCUGAUCGAACUGGGUAACUCAGCCUUCGCGACGGUACCUGCCCUCCGCUAUUUAGACAUAUCACACAAUAUCAUCGAGGAAUUGAAUAAUGGAACCUUCCAGAAUUGUUCGAAUCUGCUUAAGCUAGACGCCAGCUUUAACAGGAUCAGGGAAGUCAGGAUUGGUACCUUCGGGAAGAUACCUUCUCUCCAGGAACUCAUUCUAUCGAACAACAACAUAUCCUCGAUUACUCCUGCCGCCCUAGCAGGCUUGAGAAACCUUGCCGAGUUAGAUCUUACAAACAAUGCACUGCGGCACCUGCGGGCCUAUACGUUCUACGGACUCGAAGAGCUGAUCUCAUUGCAGCUUGAUAACAACAGUGUGUUAGAGGUUGAACCAGAAGCUUUCAGCGUUGGCCUCUUCAGCUCCUCCUCUAAGCUUACCUGGUUGUACCUCAGGAUGAACCUCCUUAGUAACUUGACCUCCAACAUGUUUCAAGGUGUACCGUUCCUUAAGAUGUUGAACCUGGCAGACAAUAAGAUCGACACCAUAGGACCAUCUGCUUUUCGUGGACUAAGAAGCUUGACUGCCCUGAGUCUCAAGGGAAACCACCUCUGGAGUCUCGAAGAGAGAGCCUUCUCAGGGAUGGUCCGCCUGAAGAACUUAGACCUGAGUGGCAACUCUCUACAUCGUAUCGAUGAGGGCGCCUUCCAAGGACUGCGUUUUCUGCAGGAUCUUAACAUGGAGGAGAACGAACUUGACGAGACAACCGCUGAUUGGCUGGUGGGUCUGACGUCACUCUCUCAACUGAAUCUGAACCGAAACCGGUUUGCCAGGUUACCACCGUUUGUGUUGACGAACCUACGGAGGUUACGUCAGCUGUUUGUGGCGGGAAACAUUCUCGACACUUUCCGAAUCCCCGAACUCGAUCGGCCGGUCGGGUUGUCUCGACUGGACAUUGCAGAUAACAACUUACAGACGAUAGAGGGCAGUCUGCACGGUAUACUCGAGGCAGACAGCUCUGUGACCAUGUUUGGAAAUCCUUGGAAUUGUGACUGUGGACUGACGUCAGACUUGAUGGAGAUGACGUCACUCGGUGUUCAAUUUGAAAAAGAGAACAUCACAAUAUGUGAAACUAUCGCGGGAAAGCAGCUUCAAAAUAUAAAGACAAGGCUUUUGCUGACCGAAGCAGCCAGCGAACACGAGGCUCGUUGUGGAUCGCAGCUGAGGGUGGCUCCCCUCAUAGACAGGACCGCGGCUCGGCGGCUCGGUGACUCCACGGACUCCCAGACCGCUGCUCGUGUCGUAAGACGAUGCAAGAUCCCUGCAAUUAUCUCCAAAGGUAACGGGACUUGGCCCUGGCACGGCAUCGUCUGGGACUCAAACACGGACACUGCUCUCUGCAAUGCCGCCCUCAUCGGUAAAGAUUGGGCAAUCACAACACUGCGCUGCCUGCAGCCGAUAGAGGGCGAGCUGUCGAAGAUGCCCGGUUUCUUCGACGACAUCGUGAGGCGGGGAAAAGACAGCCUCAUCAUGGCACCGCAUGGUCUGACGGUCCGACUCGGCAAGAGUAGACAACUACAGGACCGUGAACCAGGCGAGAAAUCCUACCACAUCAUGAAUAUUCAUGUCCCUGCGAACGACAGAGGAUCUGGUUUGGACCGGCCCAUUCUGCUUCAGUUCGUCACCAUGGCUACUGUGACAAAGACAAUUACCCCAGCAUGCAUUGCAAACUCUCCACUCAAAUCCAAGAGGGCGCUUGUCCUGGGAUGGGGAACGAAACGAGAACAGACACGAGAACUCCUCCAAAGCUCCCGGAUGAAACUAGAUCCAUGUGACUUCACCAAUGACGUCACUGAUACCGCCAUUUUCUGCGGUGUCCGAGACAGAGGGAAGCCCAUACAGUUUUCGAUGGAGGGCAAUAUGGGUGGAAACUUGGUACUGAAGAGAGGGCGUGGGGACUGGAUACUUCUGGGUAUAGGGUCUAACAUGACCCCAAAAGGUCAAAGUGUUUUCGUUGAUGUAGGCAAGUACGCCAGCUGGGUUUACAAGAAAACCGAAGUUCGGUAAGGAGACUAGAACCAUAGAGUUAUAUAUAAGAACUUAUAUAUAACUCUAUGACUAGAACGCAUGAAGUUAAGACCAAUAGACCUUAUGCACAUGACGUCAUUUCAGUAGGGCGCCCUCACCCAGAGGUCAAAAGGAGGUUGUUCAU
Molecule: messenger RNA, 3425 nt
Organism: Asterias rubens (European starfish)
Lineage: Eukaryota; Metazoa; Echinodermata; Asteroidea; Forcipulatida; Asteriidae
Product: toll-like receptor 6
Exons: 5
Coding region: 275-3280 (1001 amino acids)
Biological process (GO): proteolysis
Molecular function (GO): serine-type endopeptidase activity; protein binding
Source: RefSeq, a predicted model, not a curated record